AUGUCAGCUGUCAUCAAUCUGACGGCGAGGGACUUUCUCGAUAGAAUAUUCAGACUAUUUGACAUAGAUGGUAACGAUCAAUUAGUGCAAGAAGAUUGGAUUGAGUUCCUCAAGGAGAGGUUGACGGAAGAAAGACAGUUGGACUUCGUGGAACAAGUUGAGAGCGUAGCUUAUGUGUUAUGCGGCGAUGGAGUUAUAACACCACAUGCAUUUCAACUUAUACUCAAGAAUAAAGUGGUAACGAAGAAGCUUCUUCGAGCUGUCGAUACUGAUGGUGACGGUUCAACCACGGCUGAUGAAAUUAUGGACUUCCUAUCUGCCGUUAGUACUUCUCGACCUCGUGCAGGGAUAGACAAACCUAGCGUGGAUCGCUUAGAACAGCUUUUUCGAGACACAGUGGGAAACCAGCGUGAGAUUACUCGAGAAAACUUUCAAAAGAUACUUGUCUCUAAAAAUCCUUUUUUCACGGAACGUGUGUUCAAAAUAUUCGAUGAAGACAACUCUGGGACCAUUUCGAUGCACGAGUUCAUUGCAGCGGUACACCGUUUUGGAAGACAGACCGCGGAGGAUAAAAUUCGAUUCCUCUUUAAAGUCUACGAUGUUGAUGGCGAUGGCUUGAUCCAACAUCGUGAACUUCAAGACGUAAUGCGUGCAUGCAUGCACGAAAAUGGAAUGCACUUCAGCGAGGAACAGCUCUGUGAUCUUACGGAAGCUAUGUUUAGUGAUGCAGAUGUAGAAGGCAGAGGUGCUAUCACAUAUGAAGCGUUGAGAGAUCAGCUGAGUAAGCAUAAUGGGUUGUUGGAGAAUUUAUCCAUUAGUAUAGACCGCUGGCUGGUACCAACAACUCCAAAACCCAGACCAACUCUUCUAUCUCGUAUAUCCUCACUUAAACCCUACCAGCUGUCUCUGCCUUACUUCCGAAAUAACUACGUGUUCGUGAUCUACCUGGUGGUGUUCUCUCUGGUCAACUUGGCGCUGUUCGCGGCUCGAAUCGUAGAAUACUGGGAAUCUAAUGUGUUUGUUAUAUUCGCUAGAGCUUGUGGCCAAUGUCUAAACUUCACCUGCAGCUGGGUACUGGUUCUAAUGCUCCGGUGCUGCAUCACAGCCUUGAGGACUAAUGGGUUCGGAGCGAUUUUGCCUCUCGACCACCAUAUCUACCUGCACAAACUAACCGGUGUUCUCAUUAUUGUAUACAGCAUCGCCCAUACUAUCAUGCAUUUGUGUAAUUUUAGUUUAAAAGUGGUAAACGACCCAGUUAUUAACGCGAACAAUUACACAGUGUGGGAGUGGAUCGGAUCCACCAAGCCAGGUCUGUUUGGAUUGAUAGGUGGAUGUGCGAAUCCCACCGGUCUAGCUUUGUGUGUCGCACUCUUCGUAUUAGCGACUUGCAGCAGAGCUGCUGUGCGGCGUGGUGGAUGUUUCGAGAUCUUCUACUUCACUCACCUAUUGUACAUACCUUUUUGGGUGCUACUGUUAUUCCAUGCGCCCAAUUUCUGGAAAUGGUUCAUUGGACCUGGUACUAUCUACAUUAUGGAGAGGAUUCUUAGACUUACAUGGAUGAGAUCAGAACGAGGCAAGAGUUACAUAGCAUCUGGUAUUCUUCUCCCCUCUCGUGUUACGCACUUAGUGGUGAAACGGCCAGCCCUCUUCCAUUUCCAUGCUGGAGAUUACGUAUUCGUCAACAUACCAGCUAUCGCGCGAUAUGAGUGGCAUCCUUUUACUAUCAGCAGCGCUCCUGACCAAGAAGAUUUUAUUUGGCUGCACAUCCGCGGCGUGGGUGAGUGGACAAACCGUCUCUACUCUUAUUUCGAGCUAGAACAAGAACGUUUGCAUGGAACUUCUGACGGAAAGCACCAAAAAGUUGGCAGAACGAUUUCAGGCGAGAGCUGCAAUAGUUUGGCGAGUAAGAGAAAAGAUUCCGGGACCAGUAAGAAACGUUCAGUCGACUUUUCUCCGUUGGCUUUUGACAAUAAUGCCUUCUGUCCUGAUGAGGGAAACAGUUAUAAAGCCUUAUCACCUCAUCAGACCAUGCGUCCAUUGUUUCUGUCGCCGAUGAAACUAAUGGAGAAGUCACAUUCGAUGCCGGAUGUUUUCAAUAACAUGAAGAAGAAGCAGAAACCUUUUCUCUCAAGGGACUACCACAGAUCUGAAUCCGAGCAUUGUUUCGUGGAGACUCCGCGGUCUGGUCGUCUUCUUACUCGCGGCACCAAAGAUGCGGCUCUAGCCCACAGCUUCCGGUACAUGAGGACCAAACCUACCAUCAUAGCUUGCAGACCGCCAAGCGAGAGACGCCGUUCCAACGAAAGCAUUUUGAGCCUUGCUCGUCGUCGCUUCUCGAAAAGUCGUUCUCCAGAACGUGACGUUGAAAAAGAAGCACCGGCUAUCAAUAUCGAGAGCCCUUCUGAUGCUAGCUGCAGUGACGACUAUCCAGCUGGAAAACCGCUUGAGAUUUACCUAGACGGUCCCUACGGCGCUGCGUCCUCCCAUAUCUUCCGUGCUCAACACGCAGUGCUCAUAGCGGCUGGUAUCGGCGUUACUCCUUUCGCGUCCAUUCUUCAGGCUAUCAUGUACAAAUACCGUCAUUCGAGGGUCACCUGCCCUCACUGCGAGCAUACGUGGUCAAGUUUGCCUCGUACAGACAUGACUCUAAGAAAAGUCGAUUUCUUCUGGAUAAACCGAGAACAGCGUUCGUUCGAGUGGUUCGUGUCUCUUCUGUCUCAGCUGGAGAUCGAGCAGGCGGAAUCUGGUGACGCUGAGCGGUUUCUAGAGAUGCACAUGUACAUCACGAGUGCGUUACAGAAGAGUGACAUGAAGGCAGUGGGACUUCAGCUGGCACUGGAUUUGCUACAUGAGAAGGAAAAACGAGAUCUAAUAACGGGUUUGAAAACUCGCACAAAUGCGGGUAGACCGAACUGGGAUAAAAUGUUCCAGCGCAUACAGGAACAGCGUAAGGGCAAAGUGACGGUAUUCUACUGCGGACCACCGCAACUCGCUCGGGUUUUAAGGGUUAAGUGUGACCAAUUCGAUUUUGACUUUAGAAAAGAAGUCUUUUAA
Molecule: messenger RNA, 3054 nt
Organism: Leptosia nina
Lineage: Eukaryota; Metazoa; Arthropoda; Insecta; Lepidoptera; Pieridae
Source: the annotation of a GenBank genome assembly